Messenger RNA from Chondrus crispus (carragheen), 228 nucleotides. RefSeq lists its product as hypothetical. The coding region runs from base 1 to 228 and encodes 75 amino acids. The transcript has a single exon. The record is from RefSeq and is a predicted model, not a curated record. Lineage: Eukaryota; Rhodophyta; Florideophyceae; Gigartinales; Gigartinaceae.
AUGAGACGCGUCAUCAUCCUGCGAUGCUCUCCAGGCACGAUGCUGUGUGCACUGGUCGCGACCGCAAAGCAAGUGACUGCCAAUCGUUCACGGCUGCAGCAAGACCCUUGCGCUGGCAAAAUUUCAAUCUCGUCGUCCUCGUAUCUUUGUUUCAGAUUAACCCCAGCCCGCUUUCCCUUUUCACAUACACUAGUAGACAUUAAACAGACUUUCACUCAAACAUCGUGA